AGUCAGGGCUAUCUAAUACCAUUAUUAUACGUGGCGUGUUGUUGAAUGGCUUCAUCUGCUUAAUGCAGAAGCAUGAUCAGACUGUUGUCGCAUAUUUUAUGACCCACGAAAAAGUCAUUUCAUCAACGACCUUCCACCCUUGUGACUAAUGUUUUAUCCCAAUGUUAAGUCAGCUAUAAGUGGUGAGGCCGGUCGACCUGUGCUGACGUUAACGGGACGGAGCUGCCCGCACGGAGCGCUAUACAAGGGGACCAACACACAGUGUGAAAUACAAGGGGAGUAGACAACAUGGACAAGGACGGGUGGUACGGGGCUCUGAGAACCAGGGUGGCGGCACCCGGGUACAUGAGGAAGCUGGUCCACACUGGGUGCCUGUUCUUCUCCUUCAUUGUCGUCGGAAUGUGCAGUGCCCAAACUGGUCCCGCGCUGUUGGACCUUCAGCUCAUCACAAACACCAAUACCCAGCAGUCUGCGGUGUUCUUCACGGGAGCCUCCGUCGGGAGCAUGUGCGGCUCGCUCUCCAUUGGCUACCUGUUUGGCCGAUUUAACAAGCAUGUGCUGAUGUCCUUGAUCUUGCUGGGGGCAGCUGUGGCCGUCGGGGUUAUUCCUCUGUGCUCGCCGUACGUUCUGAUGGUGUUCAUGCACGGAGUCGUGGCCUUCUUCAGGGCUGGACACGUUACUUGUGGUAACACAGAUCUGAUCAGGACUUGGGAAGCUGAAAGGAGGGUGUUCAUCCAGAUUCUCCAUUUCUGUUUUGCUCUUGGGGGUACGCUUUCCCCACUCAUCACAGAACCCUUCCUUGCAUACAGAACAGAUUCUAACAACACAGGAGGGGCAGACAACUCUACCACUCCUAUAUCUUCCGUCUGUGUGAACAACAGUGAUUUUGUAAACAACGAAGAGUGUGAUAUAGUUGUUACAGAAACAAAAGUCCAAUACGCGUAUCUUAUAACAGGAAUCUUGUUCCUGGUAGCCUCACUAACCUUCCUGGUCCAAAGAUGCUGCCACGGGUCCCAAACGCAUGUAACCAAGACAUCUACGAAUGGAUAUGAGAAUUUGGACAAACCAUUACCGAUGAGGUAUAUCUUUGCUACAAUGGCAUUCGUGGUUAUGAUAUUUAUCUUCCUCGUGGCAGUUGAGACCUGUUUAGCAUCCUUCCUUCUCACCUUUGUGGUAGUUCAGCUGAACUGGACGAAGACCUCAGGGGCCAGAGUGACGUCAGUGUUCUGGGCCUGUUACGCAGCCAUGAGGUUUGCAACCAUCUUCUUCACAGACCUUGUGUCCCCAUUCGCGCUCAUUCUCGUCACCUCCAUCACCAUGCUUAUGUCCGCAGUGGGUCUACUGAUGUCCUCCAUCUAUGACAACGAAAUUGGAGUGUGGGCCUGCGUUGCAUUAGGCGGGCUGUCGCUCGCUUCGCAGUUUCCCUCGACGAUGAUGUGGCUUGAGGAGUCAAUACUGAGGCUGUCAUCCAGGAUCGUCUCCAUCAUUGUCUUCUCUGCCACCUUGCCUGGCAUCAUCAACCCGUUGAUCAUCGGGUACCUGAUGGAAGACGUGUCGCCACUAUGGCUCAUGUACAUCCUUACUAUUGAAAGUGGUGUCUCAGUCCUGCUCAUUUUGGCACUGUUCACGUGGUCCAAGGUGGUCCUCAAACCGGUGCAUCAGCGACAGAAAUCAGAAUAUUUGGUAACCGAGGAUUAAACCUAAAUGAUGUUGGUCUAUGAAAGGUAAUUUAGGAAGGCGAAGGAGUCCUGCUCUUCUUGGCACUGUUCACGUGGUCCAAGGUGGUCCUCAAACCGGUGCAUCAGCGACAGAAAUCAGAAUAUUUGGUAACCGAGGAUUAAACCUAAUUAAUGUU
Haliotis rufescens (red abalone) is the source of this 1855-nucleotide messenger RNA. Its product is annotated as sodium-dependent glucose transporter 1-like. Bases 289 to 1698 code for a protein of 469 amino acids. Lineage: Eukaryota; Metazoa; Mollusca; Gastropoda; Lepetellida; Haliotidae. The transcript is spliced from 4 exons. The record is from RefSeq and is a predicted model, not a curated record. Gene Ontology annotation, biological process: transmembrane transport.